Molecule: messenger RNA, 2488 nt
Organism: Anguilla anguilla (European eel)
Lineage: Eukaryota; Metazoa; Chordata; Actinopteri; Anguilliformes; Anguillidae
Gene: ddc
Product: dopa decarboxylase
Exons: 14
Coding region: 113-1576 (487 amino acids)
Biological process (GO): catecholamine metabolic process; serotonin biosynthetic process; amino acid metabolic process
Molecular function (GO): pyridoxal phosphate binding; aromatic-L-amino-acid decarboxylase activity
Source: RefSeq, a predicted model, not a curated record
UCCGCUCCCAUUGGCUGCCUGAAGAGGGCUCUCAGCAGAUAUAAGUGGGUCUGCCUUGUGUGCACGGUACUGUUGUCUGUGAACUGACAAGGAGCAGGACUGUGUCUGCGCCAUGACAACCUGUGGGAUGGAUGCUGCUGAGUUCAGAAAGAGAGGGAAGGAGAUGGUGGACUACAUUGCUGACUACUUAGAAACCAUUGAGCAGAGGGAGGUGUAUCCUGAUGUGCAGCCAGGAUAUUUGCGGUCCCUCAUCCCAAAUGAGGCUCCUGAGGAACCUGACGCCUAUGAAGAUGUUGUCAGGGACAUUGAGAGGGUGAUCAUGCCUGGGGUGACGCACUGGCAUAGCCCUUACUUCUAUGCCUACUUCCCCACGGCUAACUCUUAUCCUGCUAUGCUGGCGGACAUGCUCUCUGGUGCUAUUGGGUGUAUUGGCUUCUCAUGGGCUGCCAGUCCAGCCUGCACUGAGCUGGAGACCGUCAUGCUGGACUGGUUGGGCAAAAUGCUCAAUCUCCCGGAUGCCUUCCUGGCCGGAACCACUGGACUGGGUGGGGGUGUUAUUCAGGGCACUGCCAGCGAGGCCACGCUCGUAGCUCUGCUGGCCGCUCGCUCCAGGAUCGUCCAGAAGAUCCAGGCCGACAGUCCAGAACGCGAAGAGCUAGACAUCAUAUCCAGACUGGUAGCCUAUUCCUCUGAUCAGGCACACUCAUCAGUGGAGAGGGCGGGGCUUAUUGCUGGAGUGAGGAUGAAGAAGAUACCCACAGCAGUAAGUAAGAAGUUUGCAGUCCACGGAGAGACAUUCAGCGCUAUGCUGAAGGAAGACAAGGAGGCCGGACUCAUUCCUUUUUAUUUUUGUGCCACGCUUGGCACCACCCCAUCCUGUGCCUUUGACUGUAUUACUGAACUGGGUCCCAUAUGUAAAGCAGAGAAUAUGUGGAUGCACAUUGAUGCUGCAUAUGCGGGGAGUGCCUUCAUUUGUCCAGAAUUUAGGCCUCUUCUGAAUGGUGUAGAGUUUGCAGACUCCUUCAACUUCAAUCCUCAUAAGUGGCUUCUGGUGAACUUUGACUGCUCUGCCAUGUGGGUGAAGAAGCGAGCAGAUAUCAUUGGGGCUUUCAAAAUGGAUCCCCUGUAUCUGAAACACGAUCAUCAGGAAUCAGGGCUGGUCACAGACUAUAGACACUGGCAGAUCCCGCUGGGGCGUAGGUUCCGCUCUCUGAAGAUGUGGUUUGUGUUCCGCCUGUACGGACUCAAGGGCCUACAGGCGUACAUCCGAAAGCACGUGGAACUCGCCAAGGAGUUUGAGAGGCGGGUCCGAGAGGACCAGCGCUUUGAGAUCAGCGCAGACGUUGUUCUGGGCCUGGUCUGUUUCAGGAUGAAGGGGUCAGACGAAAAGAACAAGACGCUGCUGAAAAGGAUAAAUGCCGCCCGCAAGAUCCACCUGGUGCCCUGCCAGCUGGCCGGCAGCUUUGUUCUACGCUUCGCCGUCUGCGCCCGGACCACAGAGUCCCGCCACGUGCAGGAGGCUUGGUCUCACAUAUCUGAAAUCGCCUCAGAGAUUCUGCAGGAACUGCCAAACUAACCCCGGGCCACAAGAGGGCACUGCCCAGUCACUGUAAUGUUUACAUGCCAAACAUCUUGCCUCUCAGCCGAAUGUGUCUGUGUGCAUGUGUCUCUGUGUGUACAGUAAGUACAUGUGUAAAUGUGUGUGUGCAAGUCUCUGAAAGGUGGCCUAUAUGUCCAGUCACCCUCUUGUUUGUGGUGUAAACUGCAGGUGAAUUUUGUCUAGAUUGCUUCCACUUCGAUUUGCAUAAUUUGAGGAUUUAUUAUUCAGCCCAGUUCAACACUGAUAGUGUCAAAGUUUUAAAUGAAGAGAUAUGACUGCACUUUGUCUCCAUGUACUGACACCCCCAUGGCUUCCCGCUUAUCUGACCAUCUGUACCUAUAAUGGUGGGCUGUAGCCUGGUUGAUGGAUUUCAGUUGGAUUCACUGCAGCAUGUGAUUCUUGUCAAACUGAAUUUCUGUCUGUGCCUGAUGAAGGUUGUGAGUACUGACAGCCCAGAAUAAUCACUUCCCCUCAGGGUUUGUGUGUAGCCAACACUGAACACCUCUACCGUUCUUCUGUAGCUUUCUCUCUUUCUAUUUAAUCUUUCAAUCUGCUACACUUUCCCACCUCAAAUGGAUAUGACCUUGUGACCCUGUCAGGAGAGGAGAGGGAUAGGACCCUGUCAGGAAAGAGGAGAGGGAUAUGACCCUGUCAGGGAGAGAGGAGAGGGAUGUAACACUGUCAGGGAGAGAGGAGAGGGAUGUGACACUGUCAGGGUGAGAGGAGAAGGAUAUUACCCUGUCAGGAGAGGUGAGGGAUAUGUCCCUGUCAGGAAGAGGGGAGAGAGAUAUGAUCCUGUCAGAGAGAGAGGAGAGGGAUAUGACCCUGUCAGGGAGAGAGGAGAGGGAUAUAACACUGUCAGGGAGAGAGGAGAGGAAUAUGACCCUG